CUUUACCACUGACCCCGAUAAGACCGAGAAGGAAAGCAGCUCGGGUCCCAGUUAACGUGAGGAGAAAAAUCGCUGUAGUAAACAGGGAAGGCAUAUAACUGUGAACACCCAAGUGUUUUCUUAUCAAGCUUACGAAUGUCCGUUCCAUUCUGUGGAGGGAAAAGUAUAGUUCAUAAUGGAAACGACAAGACAAAGGUAUCACACCGAAGUAGAUAACAACUUCCAUGGUGGGCCUCUCACAGGGGUUUCCCAGGUUGACUGCCACAGAAAAGUAAGACAUGCAGAAGACCAGAUAGAAGCAGAACAAGUCAAAUCGAUUAACGCUGAUGAAAAACACUUGGUGUGUGCGGAGACUGUUUUGUCUGAACGCAUUGGAGCCCGUAUCGGAAAAAAACCUUAUCGUUGUGACCAGUGUGACUAUUCUACAAUGCAUAAAAAGGAUUUGUUUACACAUCUGGUAAAAAAACACGGUGAGAAACCCUACAUGUGUAGGGAGUGUGGUUUCAGAACCGCCCACAGGCCAAGUGUGUAUCAACAUAUGAAAAAUCAUACAGGAAAAAGACCUUACAAAUGUGAGCAUUGUAACUAUUCUGCAGCAAAGAAACCCAACCUUGACGAACAUAUAGCAGCAAAACACACUGGUGAGAAACUCUACAUGUGUGGUGAGUGUGGGUACAGGGCAGUUAAAAAAUCUACCUUAUCCAGACAUAUGAGAACUCAUACCGGAGAAAAACCCUACAAGUGUGACCAGUGUGAGUAUUCUGCAGGGCAGAAAUGCUCUUUGGACAUCCAUAGAUUAGCAAUACACAGUGGGGAGAAAUCCUACAUGUGUGAAGAGUGCGGGUACAAGACUGUUCAAAAGUGUAAGUUAUCCAGACAUAUGCGAACCCACACCGGAGAAAAACCCUACAAGUGUGACCAGUGCGAGUAUUCUUCAGCACAGAAAUGCACAUUGGACAUCCAUAAAUCAGCAAUACACAGUGGUGUGAAACCCUACAUGUGUGGAGAGUGUGGAUAUAGGACUGUUUAAAAGUCUAAGUUAUCCAGACAUAUGCGAACACAUACAGGAGAAAAACCCUACUAGUGUGACCAGUGCGACUAUUCUGCAACACAGAUAUCCACUUUGGACAUCCAUAAAUCAGGAAUACACAGUGUGGGAGGUGCGGGCUCAGGACAGCUCGAAAGUCUAACCUAUCUGGACACAUGCAAACUCGUACGGGGAAAAUGACGUAACACAACAAUUGCAGCCAGCACGACCGUUACCUGACAGCACGACAGUUACCUGACAGCAUGACAGUUACCUGACAGCACGACCGUUACCUGACAGCACGACAGUUACCUGACAGCAUGACAGUUACCUGACAGCACGACAGUUACACGACAGCACGACAGUUACACGACAGCACGACAGUUACACGACAGCACUACAGUUACACGGCAGCACGACAGUUACACGACAGCACGACAGUUACACGGUAGCACGACAGUUACACGGUAGCACGACAGUUACACGGCAGCACGAUAGUUACACGGAAGCACGACAGUUACAGGGCAGCACGACAGUUACACGGCAGCACGACAGUUACACGGCAGCACAACAGUUGCACGGUAGCACGACAGUUACAGGGCAGCACGACAGUUACAGGGCAGCACGACAGUUACACGGCAGCACAACAGUUACACGGUAGCACGACAGUUAUAGGGCAGCACGACAGUUACAGGGCAGCACGACAGUUACACGGCAGCACAACAGUUACACGACAGCACGACAGUUACACGGUAGCACGACAGUUACACGGUAACACGACAAUUACAGGGCAGCACGACAGUUACACGGCAGCACAACAGUUACACGACAGCACGACAGUUACGACAGUCUGGAUACAGGAAAUAAACUAAUAAGUGACAGAUGGACUCUGUCCGGCCCUUCCGGAAAUCAACGACGCUUCCCUUCUUCUGAUGAUUAUUGCGAGGCACUUGUAGCAGAGAAAAGCCAUGUGAAGUUUAACGUGUGGACUUAAAAUAUGAUCCUACCAACUGCAGGGACAUUUUUGGCAAAACAUGAUUCCCAAGAGGAUAACCGAAGCAAUGAACGGCGGAUUUCCACUAUUUUAGGUAUGCACGUAGCUUAGUCAAAAAUGUACCAAAUGAUAUGCAUGUUAUGCAAAUGAGGGUUUAAUUUUCAUAAUUAAUGAGGAAACUAUAUAAUUCCGUUGUCUUCCAUACUGGGCUACAAUAAAUGUCUCACAUAGAAUUCAUGAAUAGUGCGACUAUUUUGCAGAAAGGUAAUUUGCUCAAGCAUGUGGAAGCAAAACAUGCGAGAAUCCCAACAUGUGUGGGUAUGGAGAUGCCUGACAAUUCAAAAGUCUGAACUUGUUAAGCAUAUGAGAACCCACAAGUGUGCUAUAAGUGUGGUCAGUGAGCCUUUGCAACAUCAAGUUUCUACAAUUAACAAGACACACAGGUGACACAUAAUAAUAAUAAUAAUGUAAACACAUGGGUUUUAAUGGUGCACUGCACCGUCGGCGGAGCCUCUACUUCGGCGUUCGGAACGCAAGAACCUGCAGGCUGGACGAGGGACGUGUGGGGUUAAUGAGAGAAGCCGUCUGAAGUUUAAAAGUAAUUCUGCAUGUUAAGAUUGCCUGUAUCAUUUAGUUCCUUUGGGCAUGAAAGUCCUUUCUUUAGGACAGAAUUACUCCACGUAUGUUUAAGGAAUAAUGUAAUCUCCAUGCAGACCCUUAGUGGCAAAUUUGAGCUUGCUUGGUCAAUGAUGAUUGUUUGUGUACAUGGAUACUGUCUGCCUGCCACCAAAGAUCAGCUUGGAGCUCAAACUUUAUAGAUGUUUGCAAACAAACAACAGUUUGUCCAAAGUACCCUGAAGCAUCUAACUUCGUUUGAUGUACUUCUGAUAUGUAUUGAUAUCAUGCCUGGUAGUAUGAAAUUAUAGUCUGUCCAUUUAAUUUAUUUCCGUCUGAAUGUACUCUGUUUAGGUUCGGCAUUUUUAUCUCUUAGACAAACCACAAUGGACGGCUAAAAAGGUCUUGAUGAAAAGGGUUAAACCAGUUACAAUCGUAAAAUGAUCCUCAUCUGUGUUUGUUACCUUACGUGUAAGGCAAUUGCUGACUGAGAUAUUUAGUUGUUUUAAAACGUUUUGAACCUUACUAAUUUCUAUGUAUUGCCGUUUUUACAUCAAAGGUGAAAACUUUGCUUGAGCAAGUAUUUUUCUUUUGUAUUGUGCACGCGUUGCAGACAUCUUUCUUAAAUAGUGUAGAUUAGCACAUCUACCACUCCUCUGGCACUCAAUCCAUGUAACAUAGAGCAUACCGUUAUGAAUAUUAAUCAUGGUUUGCUCCCAGAAGCCGUAAGAUAAGCAGAGUUACCACUUUUUGUUACGCAGAUAAGCUUGUAUUCCACUGGUUAAUUAGUGGUAGUGUCUUACAACACCGUUUGACCUGUAUUUUAUAUCAACUUGUAUUGCAUCGGUUAACGUAGCGAUACCAUUUAAAUUUUUUACUAGCCUUACGCAAAAUGUUGUAUGAAGCUAUAGACUUUAUUCAAAUUGCAGUUGCUCUACUUACCUUAGGAGGCUGUUGUUAAGUACCUCUUACGUUUAACCCUAUUGUACUACAGUUUUUGUUGUUGUUCCAGUAUAUUUUACCCCUUUCUGUCUGCCUCCCUUGGUUG
Molecule: messenger RNA, 3684 nt
Organism: Branchiostoma floridae (Florida lancelet)
Lineage: Eukaryota; Metazoa; Chordata; Leptocardii; Amphioxiformes; Branchiostomatidae
Product: zinc finger protein 525-like
Exons: 2
Coding region: 176-1030 (284 amino acids)
Biological process (GO): regulation of transcription by RNA polymerase II
Cellular component (GO): nucleus
Molecular function (GO): DNA-binding transcription factor activity, RNA polymerase II-specific; RNA polymerase II transcription regulatory region sequence-specific DNA binding
Source: RefSeq, a predicted model, not a curated record